AGAAAACAUUUGACUGUCGUACCGAUAACAGUUUAACUUGUAUCUCGUAUUUUUCAGGAGUUGCAUUUGAUUACUAUGAUGGACACCAACCUCCAAACACCUUGUCAGCAGACAGCAAAAAACUCGCAUUACAAAAAGACCUAGCCUCUUAGAAUUAUUUGGCCAUAGCUUUUUCCCUGCUGCUUUCAUAGUUGGCCCACAAUUUUCCAUGAAAAGAUAUCUUCAAUUUGUUGGGGGACAAUACAGCAAAAAGGAUACUAUCAAUGACCCUCCAGAUUGUAUAGAACCAGCAGUUCAAAGGCUAUGUUUAGGAAUUGGAUAUCUGAUUGUAUUCCAAACACUGGGAAUGUUUGUGUCUGAUGAAUAUCUUCUCACAGAUGAAUUUGCCAAUGUAAACUUUUUCAAAAAAAUGCUGUUGUUGGGCAUUUGGGGAAAAUACACCUUGUACAAGUAUAUUCUUGCUGGUUACUAUCUGAAGGAGCUUGUAUCAUGUUUGGUUUGGCCUAUGAUGGAGAAGAUGAAAAAGGCAAUCCAAAAUGGAACGGGGUCGAAAACAUUGAACUAAACAUUUUCGAAAAUAUCACACAGUUCCAGGAUUACGUGAAAUCGUUCAAUGUGAACACCAACAAAUGGUUGGGUCAGUAUGUCUACAAAAGACUGAAGUUCCUCGGGAACAGGUUGAUCAGUCAAUUCGUGUCCUUGAUGUUUUUAGCUGUCUGGCAUGGUUUCCACAGUGGAUAUUAUGUGUGUUUCAUGUUUGAGUUUAUCGUUAUCUACAUGGAGAGAGA
This is a messenger RNA of Acanthoscelides obtectus, 788 nucleotides long. The record is from the annotation of a GenBank genome assembly. Lineage: Eukaryota; Metazoa; Arthropoda; Insecta; Coleoptera; Chrysomelidae.